Molecule: messenger RNA, 792 nt
Organism: Leptopilina heterotoma
Lineage: Eukaryota; Metazoa; Arthropoda; Insecta; Hymenoptera; Figitidae
Product: putative protein TPRXL
Exons: 1
Coding region: 1-792 (263 amino acids)
Source: RefSeq, a predicted model, not a curated record
AUGUGGCGAUGCGAUUGCAUAAAACGAAAUGGACUGCAAGACAGUUGCAUGCUGGUCGAUUGUCUGGGACGACCGGAAUGUAUGACGAAACUCUUUCCGAUUUGUGGACCAGGAAAGAAAGCUCUACUCAAAUUAACCGAUCUUGGAGACGCGGAAGUGGCUUUGAAAAAAUUCUACUCCGCCGACAGAGCAAGAGAGUCGGCUCUGGCUGCUUAUUGUCGAUUGAAGUGUUCAAAUCCAGGACCGACAAACAAUUGUCCUCAAUCUUCGAAUUGUUCUUCACAAAAUUCACAACCUAAUUGCCCUUCAUUAAAUUCACCUCCCAACUGUCCUUCACUAAAUUCUCCUCCCAAUUGUCCUUCAUCCAAUCCUGCGGCUCGUAAUUUUGCGCCCAAUUUUCCAACUUCGAAUUGUCCUUUUGCUAAUUCUUCACCUCCUAAUUGGCCUUUAUCCAAUUCUCCGUCUCCUAAUUUUCCUUCAGCUGGUUCUCCGUAUUCAAAUUGUCCAUCUUUCAAUCCUCCUGCUCCAAAAUGUCCUUCUUCCAACUGUCCUUCUUUUAAUUCCCCACCUCGUAAUUAUCCUCCAGCUUCUUAUUCACAAUCUAAUAAUUGUCCUCCGCCUUAUAAUAAUUCAUCGUCCUCUAAUUAUCGGGUCGCGUCCUGGCCACCUCCAAAUUCUUCCUUUCAGCCUCUGGCCCCCAGACUGCAAAUGCAAUCUUGUCCUCAACAACAAUCUCAAAAUCAAAAUUUCUUCGCUAGUCCUCCACCUUGUGCAACCUGUAUGUCUCAUUAA